Messenger RNA from Metopolophium dirhodum (rose-grain aphid), 3861 nucleotides. Its product is annotated as syndecan-like. Gene Ontology annotation, cellular component: cell surface; membrane. The coding region runs from base 741 to 1613 and encodes 290 amino acids. The transcript is spliced from 4 exons. The record is from RefSeq and is a predicted model, not a curated record. Gene Ontology annotation, biological process: cell migration. NCBI's taxonomy places the organism in Eukaryota, Metazoa, Arthropoda, Insecta, Hemiptera, Aphididae.
GGUGGUGCCGAACUGCCGACCGCAGCUGCCACUGCUGCUUGAACAGUUGAACCGCAUUUACAUUUAACCGCGCCGUAGAGUCGCGGCGUCGGAUAGAGUGAGCGACCGUACCCCGAGUGGGUGCGUGUGGGUGUGCGACGUGUGCGCGCGCGUGCAGCGUGUGCAUUAUACGCCGCGCCGCUUACGGUGGGUGGGGAGUAGGCGGGGAAUAGAGUAUAAAAAUAAGAGAGAGAGAAAAGAAAAAACACCACACACACAAGUACACAAUCCACCUCUCCCCGUUCAUUGAUUAAGAUUGACAUUCCGAUUCCGUUGAACGUCAAAAUACUUGUGCGAACCAUCACCACCGCCGUCGCUCGUCGUCGAAUUCGUUUGUUUGUUUGUUUGUUUGUUUGUAGUUUCGUACGUUCGUCGCGUCCGGUACACCCGCACUCCAUUGUUUUUAUCGUUCGUCGUCGUCGCAUGCACCCGCAUAUCGGCAGCACGACACCACCCCGUACGCGCGCACAGUGCAGUGCACACACGGUGCGGCCAAACAUCAGUCGCGUCCAUGACAAUAUCAACGCGAUCCGCGCGCACCAACAACGCCGCUGCUUCGUCUCAGUCUCAGUCAUUUUCCGUCGUACCGUAGGGAAACAAUUCUCGGCCACAUACGCCUGCCGCCCAGCACAGAGCCGUCGCCACUGAACCACCGCCGCCACCGAUUACCGUCGAGUCAGCCGCCGCCGUACUGCGCCGCCAUGGGACCGAAAAUCGUUUGCCUGGCGGUCAUCUGCGUUUUUCUCGUGCACAAUGUGCUUGCACAAUCUAAUAAAAAUGUUUCUUCCACUAAACCAGUAAAACCAUAUAAGGAGGAAUUAUUUAUUGAUGAUGAAUCUGAUAAUGCAGAUGAUGGUGAUACCGAUAAAUUAGAUGCUGAUGAUAUGAUGCUAGGUGAAGAAGGUAGUGGUAUGGGUCCCCCAUCAAAAGGAACCGGGGCUGAAGACAUGGAAUCUAGUGGUUCCGGUUAUGGGCCUGAUGAUGAGGAUGCACAAGUUAGUGGUAAAAACAAAGGUAAAGCAGGAGUUGAUACUGAGGAAGAUGAAGACGAUAUGGAUGAUGGUGAUGAUGAAGAUGAAGAUGACAAUGAAGAUUUUGAUACAGAUAAGUCACAAAAGGUGUUUACUCCUGUAACUACUGCAUCAACUACGACUACAACAGUUAAGAGUCCCGAUGAAGAAUCUAAUUUCCCUGAACAGCCUAAACAAGACAAUGAUGAUGUCAAUCUGGCACCUAGUGUACCUAGUGUACCUGAAGUACCUCAGACUACAUCUACGUCUACUCUUCCACCACCUCCUUCCAACGCUAUUGAUGAACAUUCUAGCAGUAAUGGAGUCUAUAUAAGUCCAAACAGCCAUCCUGAGCGAACAUCUUCAUUUUUCGCACAACCUGGCAUACUUGCAGCUGUUAUUGGAGGUGCCGUUGUGGGAUUGUUGUGCGCGAUUUUAGUAGUUAUGUUCAUUGUAUACAGGAUGCGUAAAAAGGACGAGGGUUCUUAUCCCUUAGAAGAAACUAAACGUUCACCAGCUACAAAUCCAUACCUAAAAUCUUCACAUCGCGAAUUUUAUGCAUGAGUACAUUCGUAAAUUUGUUUUUACUCGAGCCUAUGAACAUAGUAUACGUUAUAAUAAUAAUAUUGUUUUAUCACCUCCUUCCCUGUAAGACCAUUCAACUAUUCCAAAGGCAGCUAUAUGACUUCUAGUCAAAAAUACAUUUAUUUAUAAAUAGAGUUUCAUUAUAAAUUAUCGAUCUUUUAAAUCACAAACAUAUUAUUUUAAUCUACCAUUACUCUCCUUAAGAAAUUGUACAAAAAAAAAUUUUAUUUUCUUAUAUUUUGAAUUAGUCAGAUUAUUAUUGUCACCUAUAGUGCAACUAAGUUAAGAUGAUCAGUCACGCAGUAAAUAGGAGCUUAUUUCAAACCCGCCGACCCGACAGUCGGAAAAUCGUCUACCGGUCAGAUGCUUCAUGUUACUGGGCCUGACCGAAACGAGCAUGACCAGGCAAUCAACAUAUUAGGCCACCUGGUCAUCUUAACUUGGUUGCACUAUACCUAUUUGUCUUCCGUAAUCCCCUUUUAAUGUUAAAUAUAUAUAAAAUGUUAAUAUUAAUUGGCUGGAUCUAUACCAAACUGGUGAUUUUUAAAUCAUAUCAUUGUCAUAUAGGUUUUUAAUGACAACCUCAGAGGCUGGCAUCCGUUUUUAAUUUAUGUAGAUUCUCAAAUAUAGAGAACAAGACUAAUAUUAAGAUCAUAAAAUGCCAAUUGAUUUAAAAACAUAAUAACCAGUUUGGUUUGGCCUGCUUUAUAUUAUUAAUUAAAAUGUACUGAUAAUUGCAAAUCAAUUUAAAUUAAAUUAUACUAUUAUUUGUUGAAAUUAAUUUUUGUUAAGUAUAAAUAUUAGGCAGUAUUAAGUGGAAUUAUAAUGGUUCAUUAAAUUAUAAGACCAAUAUUAAGAAGAAUAAAUUGAAGAUAAUAAAGAUUGUGUAGUCUUUAAUUUAAAGACUUAAAACACUGUAGAACCUUAGCCAACUUAAAUAUGUGCCAUCUUUUUGUUGGACCUCCCUUCUGUUCAUAUAUUUUGAAGUGUUUUCCAAUUUAAACACUUUGUACAUAAUAUUUAGGCAUAACAAAUUAUUAUUAUUUUUAUUAUUAUUAGUUAUUAUUUAUAGUUUUCCAAUAUUUUUUAUUUUAUAAUAAUUAUUAUUUAGUCUAGCAUGAAACUAAUUGAUAACAAUUAUACUUUUCCCUAUUGCGUUUUUUGUACAUUCGUAAUAGUACUGGUAUAACAAUAUAAACUUAUGCUGCCUAGAGAUAAUAAAAAAAAGAUAGCUAAACAUCUUCUUUAACUCGGUAAAUUAAUAUAUAUAAAUAUAUAUAUAUAUAACUCGUUUAUUAUUGAAAGAUAUUAAGUAUAAUAUUACUGUAAUUUUUUUAUUUAUUUAACCUACUCAUAACAAUUUUAUUAUUUAUAUAUUUGAUUAAGUUUUAUAACAACAUUUGUUUUAAGUAUUGAGCGUUUUGCAAUAAUGUUCAAACAUCAUCAAGCUCUGUACAAGAGUAUUAUUUUUACUUGUUUAUACCAUUUUAUGUAAACAUAAUAUAUACAAUAUAUUAUACUCGAUGAUUAUUCGUAAGAAGUUUUUAUUUGAUUUGUUUAUGUUUACAUUUUUACUCACGAGACUUGGGUCCUUGUAAAUCAAAAAUUUAUUUUAAAAUGUAUAUACCCCACUUCCACCACUUAGAAAAAAAAUACUCUUAAAUUCCUUAUUCACAUCUGACAAAAAUGUUGUAUUAUUUUUUUUUUUUAAUCUUGACUUCUUUGAAAAUAAUUCCAAUUUCCAGUAGUAUAAUUUAUGUAUUUAUUGUUUAUGUUCAAUAUGCGAAAUUAGAAAGUAUGAUCUACUCUCGGUAACUCAAAUUUAGAUAAAUUUAAAUUAUUGUUAUCUUAAAAAAAAACUAUAUAAAUUUAGGCUUGGCACUAUUCAACUUGCCUUUGAUGCUUAUGUUUUUCGUUUACUUGGAAAUCUUUCAAAUGGAUAUCAUUUGAACCUAAAGUUUCCUUGGGUCGAUUAUAUACAUAAAAUCCUUAAAAUGGCAAUAAACAAAACCACUAAAUUUGUAAACUUAUGAUAGUAUAAAAAAAAUGUACCAGUAUUUUUAUUUUUUUUCAAUUAUUGUAACAAUAGAUUGACCCUUACAUUUCAUCUUGUUAAAUUGUAUAACAUUUUUUGUUUGCCAUUUAUUUUGUUAAAGACACUUUUUGUCCAUUGAAAUUUUUCAGUAUUACCUAGACUAUAGUUAUAAAUAAUAUUUUUUAACCAUUU